AUCCAUGCGUUUGCAUAGACUACCUUUAUGAGUUGCAUUUGCAAUUGAAUGAUAUCACUCAGUUAUCAGAAAAAGGUUCUUUGAAGGGAUCCAACAAACGUACGAGCAUUGAUUUGCGAGAUGACAUUUCGAUGUCAUGGUACAUAGUAGAACCACAACAAAAAAAAAUGGUGCACUACGAUGGCUAAACCCACUGAACAUGGCUUUAUUCCUCUAGGUCGGUCAAAGGUCCUUUCACCAUGACAUUUAUUGUAGCAGCGAGACCUGCCCACGCAUGGCUGUCACGUAUGGGCAUCGUACAACAACCUUUGGAACCCAUGCCUGUGGUUGGCUUUUUGCGACUUACUUCGGCUGGUGACCACGGCCUUGAAUCUUGUAACCAAGGCACACGACGGUAUCAAUUAACAAAGCCUAAAAACAUACAAAUCAAAGGACUUGAGCUGGAACUCGUCAUUGAUUUGCAAGUGCAAGAAGAGCAAACCUCGGCUGGAAAGCUAUUUUCAAAGAUAUCUGCGCAGCGGCCAGGUUUCUCGUAUCAAUCUUUGUCCUCAGAAUUGGACGCAGACAUUCGGGCUGAAGAUUUAAAGGCCGCUCUGGCCCAUUGCAAAGCAGGCGACUAUCUUACCUUUUAUGUCCGAGGACUCGCUUUUCCUACUUGGAAACGAUAUUGGGUGACGCUGAAAGACAGUCAGCUUGUACUGCGUGAUUUUUCGUACAAGGAUAAAGGACCGGUGGAUAUUCUUCCCUUGGGGUAUUUGAAAGAUGUACACAAACCGUCAUGCGAGGAUGAGGAAACAGUGUGCAUUGAUCGGCAAAAAGGCGUAGUUUUGCAAUUCGAUCGCACUAGUGCUGUGAUGGUUCAACCUGUACGACUUGACGAAGACGAAGGGCUGGAAGGCAAAAUGUAUCUACUGGCUGAUAAUAUGGCGCAUGCAAUUCAUUGGCGUCGAGCUUUAGGCAAUAGUACCUUUGAGAAUCGAGAUAUAGGGGUCAACCUGAAAUACCUGUGGUAGUCCGUCAUAAUAGAUCAUUUAGAUUGGUUUUUUUUUUUUUUUUUGGGA
Molecule: messenger RNA, 1061 nt
Organism: Radiomyces spectabilis
Lineage: Eukaryota; Fungi; Mucoromycota; Mucoromycetes; Mucorales; Radiomycetaceae
Exons: 3
Coding region: 240-1013 (257 amino acids)
Source: RefSeq, a predicted model, not a curated record